This is a messenger RNA of Siniperca chuatsi (mandarin fish), 2007 nucleotides long. RefSeq names its product farnesyltransferase, CAAX box, alpha (gene fnta). NCBI's taxonomy places the organism in Eukaryota, Metazoa, Chordata, Actinopteri, Centrarchiformes, Sinipercidae. Bases 58 to 1188 code for a protein of 376 amino acids. Gene Ontology annotation, cellular component: cytoplasm; CAAX-protein geranylgeranyltransferase complex; protein farnesyltransferase complex. Gene Ontology annotation, molecular function: protein farnesyltransferase activity; CAAX-protein geranylgeranyltransferase activity. The record is from RefSeq and is a predicted model, not a curated record. Gene Ontology annotation, biological process: protein geranylgeranylation; protein farnesylation. The transcript has 9 exons.
AUUACGUUUUCGUCCACCUUCACGGAACAGAGACGCUAUUAAGCUAUCAAGUUCGCGAUGUCAGGCAUCGAGGAAACUUUAAAUGAAUCUGUAGACGUUAAAGAAGACAAAGAGUUUGAUGUCGAGGCUGAGGACCACCUCGAGGAUGAAUAUUUUGUUGACCCGACUCGAUAUAUAUUUUACAGAGACAGAAAGGAGUGGGCUGACCUGGAGCCUGUUCCUCAGGAUGAUGGACCAAAUCCUGUAGUGAAGAUCGCCUACUCUGAAAAGUUCUCAGAUGUUUAUGACUAUUUCCGUGCACUCCUGAAGAAUGAUGAAAGAAGCGAGAGGGCUUUCACCUUGACAGCAGAGGCCAUUGAACUAAAUGCUGCCAAUUACACAGUUUGGCACUACAGGCGAGUACUACUGCAAGCCCUAUCAAAGGACCUGAGGCAGGAGAUGAGGUACAUUACUGCCAUCAUCGAGGAGCAACCCAAAAACUACCAAGUCUGGCAUCACAGACGUAUGGUGGUAGAGUGGUUGAACGACCCCUCGGAGGAAUUGGAGUUCAUUGCGGACAUUCUCAGCCAAGAUGCAAAGAACUACCACGCCUGGCAGCACAGACAGUGGGUCAUCCAGGAGUACAAACUGUGGGACAAUGAGCUGGAGUUUGUGGAGAGUCUCUUGGAAGAAGAUGUGAGAAAUAACUCUGCAUGGAACCAGAGGCAUUUUGUAAUUUCUCACACCACAGGCUUCACUGAUCCAGCCAUAGUGGAGAGAGAGAUUCAGUAUUGUCUGAAGCAGAUCAAGAAGGCUCCCCACAAUGAAAGCGCAUGGAACUAUUUGAAAGGGAUGAUGCAAGACAGAGGUCUGUCGUCUCAGCCAGGCCUGCUGGAGAGAGUCCUGGAGCUGAAGGAGACGCACUGUUCACCUUAUCUUCUAGCAUUUCUGUUUGAUUGCUAUGAGGACGCCUUGGAGAACGGCAAUGAAAAAGACAAUGUGGAGGAAGAGGAACGAAAGGAAACUUUAAGAAAGGCUCUAGAAAUUUGUGAACUCCUGGUACAGAAGGACACCAUCCGUAAAGAGUACUGGCUGUUUUUGGGGCGUUCUUUAAAGAGCAAAUCUGGAAGCAGCGGCCCCUCUGAUGAGCCUCUGGCAGAUCAUCCUGAACCAUCAGUUCCAGCAUCUGGGCAGCAGGAGAUGAGCUAGAGACCACCAGGAGACUCGCACCAUUUCCACUCUUAUCCUGCAGUUUGAUAUUACUAUAAAUCGCUGUCAUGUAUAUGGAUGAAGACGUUUCGUAAACUAACCACUAACUUGAGUACACCUAGGUUGAAGGGAUUGAGGCGAAAUCUAACAGAUACACGGCAAAAAAUACAUAAUAAAAUGCAACGCUCUGUUUCAAACAUAGGAUAGAGAUUGGAUUUAAUGCUAAUUAUUUAUCACCUUUUUUUUCCACCCGAAAGAGCUGGGACUAAAUAACUACACAAUUAAGCUGUGUCAUACAUUUAGCCAGUUUAUCGUCACCUUUAGAUUUAUUAGAGUGGCUGUUCUCAUUCUUUGUUUGAAUCUGAAUACAUAAGUCUUUUUGUCUUCUGAACCUAUCAGUCUGUGUUGAACAGCAGUCCCCAUGCAAUGAGUACUGAUAAAGCUCUGUGAGUGUGAGUUUGCAUGCACACUUAAUUCAAUUUAAUGUCAUUGAGUGAUGGUAGGUACACAACUUAAUAUCUGGUUAGAGAGAAAAACAUCUCUAUACUAGCAUUCUGACAUAUUUAUCUUAUUUGUGUUGCUUUUAAAUGUAAUUUAAUUAGUUUUGUGGUAACUUUCCAAAUACAGUGAUAUUUUUGAAUGGAUACUCAGUGACUUAACUCCAAAUAAGUCUUUAAAUGGAGUAUUAUGUGCAUGUAAACCCACUCUUCAUAUAAAUACUGGAACAUUUCUUGAUUGUUUGGUGGUGUCGUCAGAGAAUACAUGUAAUCGGAAGGGAAAAAGCAUCAUGAAACAUAAAAAUAAAACAGUUUGUAGUAA